GGCAUAUCUAGUCUAUACUCCGAGGAUCUUUAGAUCCCAAUGCAACAUGUGAAAUAAAGUAAGUGCCUUGUUGCGGCGCGUAUAAAAGACAGCUGCUGGAUGGCCAUGGAUCCUCUGCUGCUGAGUAGCAUUGCAACGCCAUCUGCAUCAAAACAAUCACUUCUUCUACCUUUCUUACAAGAUGAAAUUCUUUGCAAAGCUUCUACCAGUUGCCCUUUUGGCCUCUGCCAGUCCAGCCAUCGUUCAGAGAGACGGUGCCGCGAUUGUCGGCGUCCUCAACUCCGUCGACGCCAAAGUCAACGCUCUCAACGCAGCCAUCGUGGCUACUCCUCCAAUCCCUGCUACUAUCCUGUCCGCCGCUGGAGAUGUCAACUCUGCAAUCGCUGCAGGAAUCACCGUGGUCAAGGCCUCGGCGCCCCUAGCGGACAUGGAUGCUCUGUCUCUCAUCACGCCUACCCAAACCCUUUCAGCAGACACCAACAAGACCAUCACCAACUUGAUUGCCAUCAAGGCCCAGGUCGUCGCGCAGGGAUUUGGCUGCACCACCCUUCAGCAGCUCCAGACGCAAUUUACUGCUGCCAGUGAGCUCUCAGCCGACAUCGUAGCCUUGGUACCUGCCGCCCUACAGUCAACAGCCCAGGGCCUGUCCGCCGGCAUUGCCGCUGCUAUCCAGAAUGGUAUCACCGCUUACACUGGCGUGCCCUGCUCUGUCUCAUCUAGCGCAGCGCCUUCUUCUACUCCGCCAGCGUCAAGCUCUGCACCUGUCUCUAGCUCUGCACCUGUCUCUAGCUCUGCACCUGUCUCUAGCUCUGCACCUGUCUCUAGCUCUGCACCUGUCUCUAGCUCUGCACCUGUCUCUAGCUCUGCACCUGUCUCUAGCUCUGCACCUGUCUCUAGCUCUGCACCUGUCUCUAGCUCUGCACCUGUCUCUAGCUCUGCACCUGUCUCUAGCUCUGCACCUGUCUCUAGCUCUGCACCUGUCUCUAGCUCUGCACCUGUCUCUAGCUCUGCACCUGUCUCUAGCUCUGCACCUGUCUCUAGCUCUGCACCUGUCUCUAGCUCUGCACCUGUCUCUAGCUCUGCACCUGUCUCUAGCUCUGCACCUGUCUCUAGCUCUGCACCUGUCUCUAGCUCUGCACCUGUCUCUAGCUCUGCACCUGUCUCUAGCUCUGCACCUGUCUCUAGCUCUGCACCUGUCUCUAGCUCUGCACCUGUCUCUAGCUCUGCACCUGUCUCUAGCUCUGCACCUGUCUCUAGCUCUGCACCUGUCUCUAGCUCUGCACCUGUCUCUAGCUCUGCACCUGUCUCUAGCUCUGCACCUGUCUCUAGCUCUGCACCUGUCUCUAGCUCUGCACCUGUCUCUAGCUCUGCACCUGUCUCUAGCUCUGCACCUGUCUCUAGCUCUGCACCUGUCUCUAGCUCUGCACCUGUCUCUAGCUCUGCACCUGUCUCUAGCUCUGCACCUGUCUCUAGCUCUGCACCUGUCUCUAGCUCUGCACCUGUCUCUAGCUCUGCACCUGUCUCUAGCUCUGCACCUGUCUCUAGCUCUGCACCUGUCUCUAGCUCUGCACCUGUCUCUAGCUCUGCACCUGUCUCUAGCUCUGCACCUGUCUCUAGCUCUGCACCUGUCUCUAGCUCUGCUACCCCAGCUUCAAGCUCUGGUCCUUGCAACGCAAUAACCAUAACCGUCAUGAAACCCGGCUCAACUGUGACGCUGCCUGGUUCAACUGUGACGACGGCUGGUCCAACUGUUAGUCAGGUCGUGACGGUUACAAGGACUGUCCCUGGAGGCACUGUCACAGUCACUGUGGCCGGACCCGGAACCACAUGUAAGAGCAAGACUAUCACCAAGACCGUGACGAGAACCAGCACAAUUAUCGAGCCGUGGUGGUGUGACAACUGGUGGUAA
Molecule: messenger RNA, 1909 nt
Organism: [Torrubiella] hemipterigena
Lineage: Eukaryota; Fungi; Ascomycota; Sordariomycetes; Hypocreales; Clavicipitaceae
Source: the annotation of a GenBank genome assembly